AAGGAGGCUGGGCCGUGGGGGCCGGGCCGCAGCCGGCGGCGGCCGCUGCAGGCUAGUGGCGAAGUCUUCUCCUCCCACGAGAGGAAGAGUACUCGGUCGAGACAAAGAGGAAGAGGAGUCGAUCAAGAGGAAGAGGAACACCCUUUCUGCAACUGAUAAUCAAUGUCUUGCCAACCCUUAAACUCCCGCCUGAGUUUGAGGAUGGCAAUAACAGUGUUUGUUAUUCUAUGUGUCCAAGCCAAUUGGUUUAUCAACUAUUAUAUCUCUACGCAUGAACAAGCCAAUCUAAAGGAAAUGAACCUCUCCACAACCUUUUGGGGGCUCCUAUCUCUAAGGUCAGCUGCUGCUAAUGUCAUUCCAAAAAAAGAUGUCACGUGGUUGGAAGAGCCAAACAAACAUAGUUCAUAUAGCUCUGAUGGGAUCCGAUGCGGUAGUGCUAGUAUCAUCGCACCCAACAGCCAAUUUAGUUGAGUGACAUAAACUUGCUUGUGUUGAUCCAUACCAUAAUCUUAGCUUAUUAGAAAAACUAUCAAUCCAACCUUAAUUAAGCAGAUGCAUUCACACUCAGAACAUCAAAGGGAUUAAAAAAAGCAUUUGUGCUUCAAGAACCACCAACCCAACCCAAACCAAAUCAAACCAAGAAUUUGGCAAUUGGCUCACCCAAUCAAAUGGAAUCUCAAAAUGGGUAGCAGUAUCUAAAGAACAGCAUCAUGGAUGCUGUCCUUUGAGGACACAGCCUCCGGAAACCCUCCCUCCCUCCAUCCCUACUUUGGGACACAAAUGGGAGGCCACUCCUUGAAGACAAAAGGCAAGGCAAGCUUCAUGGGGACCACGGAAUCCACUCCACGUCCGGGUUUUUCCUCCAAAGAAAGGGCAUGGGAUUAAAUGGACCUGGCUGCAUGUCUGCGUGCUCGUCAACCACCUCCUUUUCUUUAUUUUUUAUGCUCAUCAAAAGAAUCUUUCAGCGAUAUUUUCGAAGGUGAUUUGCUCCGAGCCACUUUUUGUUAAUUUGGACGGUCCUCCAUUUCUGUUUGUCCUGCGAGUUCUGUGGACUGACUCGACUUCUUGUGCCUGCCCUUCUUCAAUCAUGUGGCCCUCAAACACAACCAUUUCUUUAAGCCGGGCAUGAACUGGCAAGAAUCUUUGGGCCUUGGGUUAUAACUCCUUCGAUAGGGUGGUCCUCAUGCACUAGCUUUCCACCCAAAGCUUGUGUCCUUCUUGUUCUACUUGCUCUUCUCUCUCUCCCUCUGUCUCUCUCUCUUCUCUCUUGUUGGAUAUGGGGAGACAGCCGUGCUGCGAUAAGAUUGGAUUGAAGAGAGGUCCAUGGACAAUGGAGGAAGAUCAGAAGCUCACCAACUUCAUCGUCAAUAAUGGGAUACCUUGUUGGCGUCUUGUUCCAAAGCUUGCUGGCUUGAUGAGAUGUGGGAAGAGCUGCAGGCUACGAUGGACAAAUUACCUUCGGCCUGAUCUUAAGAGAGGAGCACUCUCUGAGGAUGAAGAGAACCAAAUCAUCCAACUCCAUUCGCGCCUCGGUAACAGGUGGUCCAAGAUAGCUUCUUAUUUCCCAGGCCGCACCGAUAAUGAAAUCAAGAACCAUUGGAACACUCGAAUCAAGAAGAGAUUGAAGCUCCUGGGAUUGGAUCCUGUGACCCACAUGCCCCUCAAACAGCCUGCAAAAGGUGGCGGCCUAAAGAGUGACUCUGAUUCAGAAUCUAAUCCCCCACAAGUCCAAGGCAAAAGCAUAGAGAUUAUGGACUUGGUGGUCUCUGGUAGCCAAGAAGAACUUCUGGUGAAAAAUGAGAAACAAAAGGAGGUCCAAUUUGACUCCAAUGGCACUGAAGCUCUUUUGCAUGGGGAUGUGAUGUCAUGGGAAAACUUGGAUAUUGAAGAGAUGAAGCCUCGGCCCGACCCUUCGAGCAGCUCCGGCGCCUCAUUCUCGAUGGAUGACACUCUCCACCCUUCUUCUGUACAAAGAGACUCCAGUCUUGGGGGCUCCAACCUAUGCUGGUUUGAUACUACUGAUUCUUUUCCUUCAUGGGAAGCAUUGUAUCCUCUUGAAGAUAUCUUUCCAUUUGGGAAUUUCCCAUAAUUCCCAUCAUUUUUUCCAUGUAAGAGUCCAUGUCAGGCUUGUAAUUAGUCAAUAAAAGGGAAGAAGAGGAAAAGGGAAAUAAUACACAGAAACAUAUUUCAAUG
This is a messenger RNA of Phoenix dactylifera (date palm), 2193 nucleotides long. RefSeq names its product MYB-like transcription factor ODO1. Lineage: Eukaryota; Viridiplantae; Streptophyta; Magnoliopsida; Arecales; Arecaceae. The record is from RefSeq and is a predicted model, not a curated record.